Molecule: messenger RNA, 1817 nt
Organism: Vicia villosa (hairy vetch)
Lineage: Eukaryota; Viridiplantae; Streptophyta; Magnoliopsida; Fabales; Fabaceae
Product: putative pentatricopeptide repeat-containing protein At1g74400
Exons: 1
Coding region: 190-1536 (448 amino acids)
Biological process (GO): RNA modification
Molecular function (GO): protein binding; RNA binding
Source: RefSeq, a predicted model, not a curated record
AAUUUAUUGAUUUUUCUUACAAGGAAAAAAGAUUGAACUUUUUCCAUUGUAGUGGGUUCUAAUUCCACUUAAAGUCAAUGGAAUGCUUUGGUAUAGAUUGUCACCAAUCCUAACCCAUGUCAAUGUAUUGAGGUGCUAAUUAACCAAUAACAACAUAGUAACGUUGUUGAACUUGAAUUUGUGACAUUCAUGACACACUUGAAAUGUUUCAACUAUUUGCUUCAAAGAAGUGAGAGCAAAUUGGUUUAUGCUCCCAUUUUCAUGUAUCAUAGCAAAGCUCAGCCUCACAAUAAUAACCUUAAACAACCAAAACCAAACCAAACCCUUAAGAAAUACCUUGAAUGCAACAACCAUACUAAGGUGCUUCUACUCUUCAGAACCUUCUUAAGAAAAAAAUCAUCCACUUUCAACUCCAUUGAUAGUUUUUCUUGCCUAUAUGCCCUUAAAGCAUCUAUCAACAAGAAACAUUCCUCUAUCCAAGGAAAACAAUUGCAUGCCCUCAUCAUGAAAUUUGGAUAUGAAUCCAUAAUUCAACUCCAAACAUCCCUUUUGAAAGUGUAUGCUGAAGGGGGAAACUUAUUUGAUGCACACCAAGUGUUUGAGGAAAUACCCUCAAAGAAUAUUAUUUGUUGGACAUCAUUGAUUUCUGCUUAUGUUGGAAAUCACCAACCCAACAAAGGUUUGGAACUGUUUAAACAGAUGAUGACGAACAAUGUGGAACCGGAUCAAGUCGUCGUGACCGUUGCUCUCUCAGCUUGUGCUGAUACCGGGGGACUUGAAAUGGGUAAAUGGAUUCAUGAUGUCGUUCGACAUAAACACGGGAUGAAGACAGAUUUGUGUUUGAGUAAUGCGCUUAUAAAUAUGUAUGCUAAAUGUGGUGAUAUUGUAAAUGCAAGGAAGUUGUUUGAUAGCACAAGAAACAAAGAUGUCACAACUUGGACUUCUAUGAUUGUAGGCCAUGCACUACAUGGCCAAGCACAUGAAGCUCUCCAGCUUUUCUCUCAAAUGAACACAAAGAGGGAUAUGACAAAAUCGAGUUCACCCAAAUUUAUUGCAUCUCCGAACGAUGUAACGUUCAUUGGAGUUUUAAUGGCUUGCAGCCAUGCAGGAUUGGUUGAGGAAGGGAAACGUCAUUUUAGAAGUAUGACAGAGGAGUAUGGUAUACAACCAAGAGAGCCUCACUUUGGCUGUAUGGUGGAUCUCUUAUGCCGUGGCGGGCAUCUGAGAGAUGCUUACGACUUCAUUAUGGAGAUGCCUGUAGAACCAAAUGCGGUAAUCUGGCGAACCUUGCUUGGGGCAUGUAGCCUUCAUGGUGAUUUGGAACUAGCCACAGAAGUUCGGCAUAAGCUACUUAAGUUGGAUCCUGGCUAUGUUGGUGAUAGUGUUGCUAUGUCAAAUAUUUAUGCGGACAGAGAUAUGUGGAACGAAAAGAUUACUGUUAGGAAUCAGGUUAAACAGUCAAGAACUCCUGGCUACAGCUCAAUCGAAGCGGGAAAGGUUGUUGGUCAAUUUAUAACUUCAAAUGAUAAUAUAUGAUGUUCUUGAGCAUUUGAUCAAUAUUGAUCACUUGUAUUACACCAGUUAAGAAUCAAUACUGAACUUGUAUUUAGCCAGUUCAUCUCUGAAAAUUAAACUAUUUCACAGAAAAUUAAACCAGUUCGAUUUGGAAGAUUGGUUUCGCAUGCCAAACCAAAUUAUGCCCUCCCCUAGACUGCUAAACUGAUAUUGUAAAGAGAAGUAAGCUGCAAACUAUUCUUCCAUAAUAAGGAUAAGAAAAGAUCAAGUUUUAACCUGACAAAUAUAGUUAGCUAAUUUGU